ACAGGUUUGGAAAAAGGCAGCUGUCGUGCUGCUCCCUCCUACAGAGCAGAACAAGCGCUAUAUUCAUCUGCCCCUGAAACUCCCCCGAGCGACUUGAGGACAGACAGAGGGGAGCGCAAUAAUGUCAUUAAUGCAGCUGGACGCAGACACGCACGCCGUCUGAUCCGAUCCACUGUCAGUUCUUACAAUGUGGAAGAUCUGCGGUGUCCUGAUCGCCUGGGCUCUGCUGCUCAUACUGCAUGUGCGAGCUCAGACCCCAAACAGACAGACCUUCACAUGUGGUGGGAAUAUCACAGGACAGUCGGGUGUUAUUGGUAGUCAGGGUUAUCCGGGCGUCUAUCCGCCGAAUACCAAAUGUGUGUGGAGAAUUACAGUUCCAGAGGGCAAAGUGGUCGUCCUCUCAUUUCGUUUUCUCGACUUAGAGAGUGACAACCUGUGCCGCUACGAUUAUGUGGAUGUUUAUAGUGGCCAUGCCAAUGGACAGCGUCUUGGCCGCUUCUGUGGGACAUUCAGGCCAGGAGCCCUUGUUUCUACAAGCAACAAGAUGCUUGUACAAAUGGUAUCUGAUGCCAAUACAGCUGGCAGCGGCUUCCUGGCUGUGUACUCUGCUGCCAACCCAAAUGAGCGAGGGGAUCAGUACUGUGGUGGGAGAUUAAUGAAGCCGUCAGGAACCUUCAAGACCCCCAACUGGCCAGAGAAAGACUAUCCUGCUGGAGUCACAUGUUCUUGGCAUAUAGUAGCACCAAAGAACCAGAUUAUAGAGGUGAAAUUUGAGAAAUUUGAUGUGGAGAGGGACAACUACUGUCGUUAUGAUUAUGUAGCCAUUUUUAAUGGUGGAGAAAUCAACGAUGCGAAAAGAAUUGGGAAAUACUGUGGUGACAGCCCACCAGCACCCGUGUUCUCAGAGGGGAAUCAGCUCUUCAUUCAGUUCCUCUCAGAUCUCAGUUUAACAGCGGAUGGCUUUAUUGGUCAUUACAAAUUUAGACCCAAGAAGUUUCCCUCCACAACCGUUCCACCAACCACGACAGCACCACCCACUACCACCAGACCUAUAUCUUUGAAGUACUCUGCAGCGCUGUGUCAACAGAAAUGCAAACGGAAGGGAACGGUGGAGAGCAGACGUUUCUUUGACCCAUUAGUGAUCACUGGAACGGUCAUCACCGCUGUAACGCGAGGAGGUAGCAUGUAUGCCACCAUCUCCAUAAUCAAUGUCUUCAAGGAAGGUAACCUUGCUAUCCAGCAGGCUGGCAAAACCAUGAGCACAAAGAUUGUCAUCCUUUGCAAGAAGUGCCCCUACAUCAGACGAGGUUUGAACUACAUCUUCAUGGGCCAGGCAGAUGAGGAGGGCCGUGGAAUGAUCGCCCCCCAACAUUUCAUCAUGGCUUUCAAGUCCAAGAACCAGAGGGCCUUCAACAUGCUGAAGAACAAACGCUGCUGAGCUCUUGCAGGCAAUCUUUGGUCUCAAAAUCCACACAUGGGUGUGUGUCUUCAUAUUUGCCCUGCAUGUCCCAACUUCCUUCAUCGCCCUCUCCAGAGGAGCCCGAGGACUGUUGAAGCACAUGGCACACACCUGGUUGGGCUCUCUUGGUUCCUACUUCUCUUCUUACUGUUGUGAUAAACAUCAAAUUGGCAGAAAGAGCAAAAGUAGUAAGGCAUGACUGGUGAAGAAAGCUAAAAUGUAAAGAUCAAGAUGAUGGUGUUUUGAAUGGCACAGUUUACAAGAUAUUUCUAGAUUUUUGAUCAAAUAGCAAAGUUAGAAGAGCUUUCUUGAUGAUGUCUAAAAGGCAAUAAACUAGUAGCACACCUUUGAAAUCAUGCUGGAUAUGUUACAUUUUGUCUAUCAAAUAUUUUCAUAGAAACAGAUACCUA
Sinocyclocheilus anshuiensis is the source of this 1869-nucleotide messenger RNA. RefSeq names its product procollagen C-endopeptidase enhancer 2-like. The coding region runs from base 188 to 1438 and encodes 416 amino acids. Gene Ontology annotation, molecular function: collagen binding; peptidase activator activity; protein binding. The transcript is spliced from 10 exons. The record is from RefSeq and is a predicted model, not a curated record. NCBI's taxonomy places the organism in Eukaryota, Metazoa, Chordata, Actinopteri, Cypriniformes, Cyprinidae.